This is a messenger RNA of Carcharodon carcharias (great white shark), 4579 nucleotides long. Its product is annotated as malignant fibrous histiocytoma-amplified sequence 1 homolog. The record is from RefSeq and is a predicted model, not a curated record. Gene Ontology annotation, molecular function: protein binding. Bases 18 to 2600 code for a protein of 860 amino acids. The transcript is spliced from 11 exons. Lineage: Eukaryota; Metazoa; Chordata; Chondrichthyes; Lamniformes; Lamnidae.
UCUUCAUUCAGAGCAGAAUGGCCUGGAGAGCGGACCGAAAACAGAUGGCUGAGCAAAACACAGGACAAAAUGUGGACAGGUCCAGGGAACGUCUGAAGGUUUUACCCGAAGAUAUCCUGAAAAACCCACAGAUCAAUCACCUCAAUUUUGAUCGCAAUAGACUGAAGAAUGUCACAAAUCUUUCCAAGUUGACCAAGCUGAAGACCCUCAUUCUGUCUAAGAAUGAACUGGUAGAUUUUCCAGAGAUUGGCUCACUACAGUAUCUUGAAAAACUACAUUUAAACCAGAACAGAAUCCAGCAAAUCCCAGAGGGAAUUCUCCCCCGCCUCCCUCUCCUGAAGCAGCUUAAACUUAACAACAAUCGUCUGACUGACUUCCCGGGAGAUCUCAUCUGUUGCAAGGAGCUGCAGUAUCUUAACCUGUCUCACAACGUUAUAAAGAAAAUUCCGAAAACAAUUGCCACACUAGGAAAACUGGAGGAAUUUUACAUUGAGAACAACAAAUUGUGUGAACUCCCGUGCGCGCUGUUUGACAUUGGGGCUCUGAGGAAGUUUAUCGCUCGGGCAAACCCCCUGAGGGAGCCUCCUGAUGAGGUCUGUGCUGGUGGGCUGCAGCAGAUCCGCAGUUAUUUCAAACAACUCCAGACCAACGAGUCCCUGGAGGACAAGCGGGUCAAAACCAUGUUUCUUGGAGCAUCCAUGGCGGGAAAGUCAACGCUGUGUAAAAGUUUGACCAAACAGGAAUUGGUGACAAUUGCUGAGAACGACAGGACAAUUGGGAUUGAGAUCAAUGAGUUUCAAACUGAAGACUUCUCCUUCUUGUGCUGGGAUUUUGCAGGACAGCUGGAGUAUUAUCUGACUCACCAUGUCUUCAUCACACCACAGGCCUUGGUUAUAUUAGUCAUUGACUUGCACAGGUAUAAGGUGGAAGACAAGGAUUCCUUCAAGGAGCUGGUUGGUUUUUGGAUCAACAAUGUUUUAAUGAGAGUCCCAGAUUCCAUUGUACUUCCUAUUGGGAGUCAUGUAGACAUGUGUGAUAAGGAGGAGGUCCAGAGGAAGAAGAAGGACAUUGAGGAGAAGAUCCAGGAGAUGCUGACUGAGAGAAAGGAGAACUUGAAUCAGCGUCUGGUGAAGCUAAAGGAGAAACCACAGUGUGAAUUAUACAGUGAUCAAGUGAAUAAACUGUACGAUUUAGCCAAAUACAGUUUAAAGGUUUUGGACCUUAUUCCCGUCGAUUGCACUCAAUAUGAUGCCAUAAUCGAGGCUUGGCUGCAGAUUCUGCAAUUAAUUCGGAAUACGGAUAUUUUCCCAAAUGUAAUCCGGAAACUUCCAGUCACUUACAAGAUGGUAGAAAAAGCUAUUAUGGAACUAAUUGAAACACAAGAAGUUCCAGUACAUGGAACUGUGCCUCUAGAUGAAUUACUGACGAUGAUAAAUCUCCAAAACAUUGACAGGGAACAGCUGAAAUACAUUCUGAGUUACUUGCAUCGGAUUGGGUUAAUUGUCUGGUACCAGGAGGUGCAGACCCUGGAAGGAACAGUGUUCCUUAAGCCAUCAUUUCUGAUCACCUUAUUUAAAAUGAUUGUCCGCCAUGAUCUGUUGAUUCAACUGAACAAUAUCCCGGCCAAAACACUGAAGAAGGAAUCGGCUGUUAAACCAGACCAGCAAAAAUGGAUCACUGACUUUCAGACUAAAGCAACUCUACAUCACAAAGCCAUAAUGAUCCUGGUCAAGCAUCAGCUCAAAGGCAAUGCAGAUCUGCAUGAAAUGGCAGAGGACAUGCUUGGAGAUGAGAACGGGAAUGGCAAACUAUUCCAAAUAUUGGAAUAUUUUGGUAUUUGUCUUUCUUCAAAAUCGCAGGCCUUAAAUCCUGAUGCACAUGUGUUCCAGCCAGGCUCCCCGUGGCCAUCGUCAGGUAGUGCUCCCCCUCUCACCUACUUAUUCCCAAGUUACUUGACUGAUGCAAAAGUGGUAUCAGAACAAUGGAAAGAAGAGAGUAAAGAGGAUCUACACAUCCGAGCUUUCUUCUUGCCUGAAAUUCCACAAGGAUUCUUCCACAGGGUAACAAUUAAACUGUGUAAUUUUAUUUAUUCUCACUGGCUUGGAAAAGAGCGAUGCCUGGUGGUGAGUAAUGGGAGGAAACUCCUCUUGAAGGAACACAAUGAAGAAGCCAACAGUUAUAUUGAAUUCCGCUGCAAGGGAAAUGGAAAGGAGAAAGAUUUUGAGGGGCGAUGGUGCCUGCUUAUGAUGGCCAUUCAGAGAAUGAAGAAAGUGAUAGAAGAGUGGCCGGGUCUCCAUUACUCACUGAAAACACCAUGCAGAAACCCUAAGUGUGAGCUUUACUUUGACUGGCCGGAUGAGGACAUUAAGCAGAUGUCAGAAGAGACAAUAAAGACCUGUGAAAAUUGUGGUAGAAAUUUCCCGACAGAGCUCUUGUUCUACAUGGAUCAAGGAUCGCGGAGUGUGAAUGGGAUGACUGAAGCUGCAAAGAACUCCGUGGCUCAACAGAAUAUCCAAAACACUUACCACGUCACCGGGAACUUUGUCAGUGGCUCCUGUACAGUGAACAUAGAGGAACAGGAAUUCCAUCAUGACUCUUAACCAUUCCCAGAGAGAGCGAUGGUAACAUUUAUCCAUUCCUGGAGCUGGAAGUCAAAUAUUAAUAGAAUUGGAGCAACCAAGCGUGUUUUCCCUUAUUCCUAGGCAGAGUUCUGUGAUAUUGCUCUCGUACCAUAGUGCUUAAUCCAGGCCCAUCUGUUCCCUGCUGAAUUACAGAGAGCCUACAUGACUUGGCCAGCUUAACAUAAGAAUAUAAGAAAUAGCAGGGGGAGACCACACAGCCCAUAGAGCCUUCUGCAACAUUCAAUACGAUCAUGGACGAUCUUGGGCUUCAGCUCCAUUUUGCUGCCCAUUCCCCAUUUCCUGUAGUUCCCUGAAUGACUAAAAAUCUGUCUAUUUCAGCCUUACAAGUAUUCAUUAAUGGAGCACCCACAACCCUCUGAGGUAGAAAGCUCCAAAGAUUCACAACCCUUUGAGUGAAGAAAUUUCUCCUCAGCUCAGGUCUAAAUGAUUGGCCCCUUAUCCUGAGAAUGUGCCCCCGUCUUUUAGGUUUUAUUCCUAUUUGUUUUAACAGCUUGAAUGCAGAAGGCAGUUAAAGGUGAACCACACUGGGGUGCAUCGUAUAUUGGCUAGAUCAUGUUAGAAUGGCAAGCUUACUUCCCAAAAGGGAAGAACACCCAACAGCUUCACAGCUCUUUUUAUUUGUAUGAACUUGUUAAUUAUCACAUUUUUAAAUUAUUUCAUAUUCACCAGCUACCAUGGAUUUCAUGUGCUGGCAAAUUAUUAAUGCAAACCUCAGGAUCACCAGUCCACUCACAUAACCACUGCACUAACGUACCCAGGAUUGGACCUGGAUGUGCUACAUCUGUAAUGUCUAUUGUCAAUCUGUAAACACUUGCUGCCUAAAGUCACCCAGAAUAAUGGUCACUUAGGUGAGGUAUGAAUGGGCAGUCAGUACUUGCAAGAUCUGUACCACUCUGCCAGUUAGCCCCUCGGAGCUCACACCCCACUGAAGCUCAGUGCCCAUGGAACCCAAAUCCACCGAUAGUUAACACCUGUGGAAUCCAUUGCAAGUCAGUGUCCAAAAACCCACGGGGAAGCCCAGACUCCAUGAUCAGUGCCCAUGGUGCAGCGUCCAUGGAAACUGUACCCCACUGAGUAUCAGCACUUUCAGUGGAGGGAAGAAAAAUCAAUCAUCACAAACCAAGAUGGGGGUAGGUGUGAGGGGUAGGAACUGCUUCAGGUAACAGUGUGGGCAGCUGUUGAAGCACAGUCUCCAUUUCUAAUCCCCCAUAACGUGAGUUCAAUCUUAGUACAAGGCUGGGCCUGGUACUUGCCCUACAGCAAAAGGUAGAGAAUCAAGGUUCAACCUUGGACUGUAGUCACAUCUCUCCCCACUGGCAGCUUGCAAGAGAGAGAGAGAGAGAGAGAUGGAUAGAAAGAAGAGGACAGAAAAAGAACAGCGAAUACACAGGCAGCAUGACCUACUAAAUGGAGAAUGAUGUACAGCCUAGGGAGCUUGGAGUAAAAAUAUGUUAUAAAAUAGUACAAGAGAAGUUAAAUACUUGGCAUGAGAAACAUUGCUGUUGCUUUACUGAACAGCAAGUAAGCAGCACUGCACGACAAACUCUGGGAGAGAGGACAGCUUUCUGUGUAAAAUAUCAGGGUGGUUUGCAUGCCCCUGUACACCAAGUUCCCAUCCUACAAUUCAGCAUUUGAUUUGAUUAUCAAAUGCCGGUUGCGUGACUCUGCCCAUUGUGUUAAUACAGGUCAAACUCACUCUGUAUCUGCACCAUUUGCUUGGGCUUUUAUCCCUUAUUCUUCUGAUUGUGGCACCAAGCACAUGAUCUGAGUCAGUUAGGCAUUGGUCCAUGUGAUAUGUUACCUGAGUUGUCCCAGAUUCAAACCCAGCUCCUUCCUGAUUUGCUAGGGCAAUUAACUCUUAACUAACAUGCUGAGGGUUGUGAAAUCCUGCAGGACAUAUUCCUGGAGUUUUGAUCACAUGGUAUGAUCAAAGCGAG